UCCGUUUUACUUUCCGCUGCCGAGAGUGCUUGGUCUGUUUUCGUGCUGCAGCGCAGAGCCGACGAAGCCUGCGUGUUAGUCGCUAAUUUGUGCUGUUUAUCCGGUCUGUAUUUCGUGGGUUUCCCAGACGAGGUGGACUGUAAACAAUGGGGGACAUAAAAAACUUUCUGUACGCGUGGUGCGGUAAGAAGAAGUUAACGCCAAACUAUGACAUAAGGGCAGCUGGAAAUAAAAACAGGCAGAAGUUUAUGUGUGAGGUCCGUGUUGAUGGUUAUAGUUACAUUGGAAUGGGAAACUCCACCAGCAAGAAAGAUGCCCAGUCCAAUGCUGCAAGGGACUUUGUGAAUUAUCUUGUCCGAAUCGGUGAGAUAAGUGCUUCUGAGGUACCUGCUUUAGGGGCCAGUGUCCCAGAUGUGCCUGAUGGCAGUGGGCAGGAAGGUGGUGGCUUUGGAAAUCUCCCAGCCAAUGGACCUCUACCUCCACAUUUAGUUGUGAAGAAUGAGUCAGUGGCCGACAAAGCCUCUGCUCCAGUGCCUGGAGUGACUGGACUAGGCUAUUCGGGUUUUGGCAAUUCUCAGUGGGAGCGAGGGGCUAACCUGCAGGACUACUAUUCAAAGAGGGAUGAACAGGAUGCAAAAGCUACUUUGGAGUCAGAGGAGGUAGAUUUAAACGCUGGCCUUCAUGGCAACUGGACCCUGGAAAAUGCCAAAGCUCGACUGAACCAGUUUUUUCAAAAGGAGAAAAUCCAAACAGAUUACAAAUACAGCCAAGUGGGGCCUGACCACAACAGGAGCUUCAUUGCUGAAAUGACUAUCUUUGUAAGACAGCUAGGACGAAAAAUCUUUGCUCGUGAACAUGGCUCCAAUAAGAAGCUAGCAGCACAGUCAUGCGCUCUCUCCCUGGUUCGACAGCUGUACCAUCUGAGUGUCAUCGAGGCUUUUACAGGGCAGACAAAGAAGAAAGAAGGCGAGACUGUGGAAGCAUAUGAUGUGAAUGUUAGUGAAGAUCUGAAGCAACAACUACAGAGCGUCAUCAAUGAGCUCUGUGUCCACAUUCCUCCACCUGAUCCUAGCGGUCCGGUGUCCCUUGUUCAGGGGAAGAUGGCCCAUUUUGAACCUUCACAGAGGCAGAGCAUGGCAGGUGUGGUGCCCUGGUCUCCCCCUCAAGUCAACUGGAACCCUUGGACCAGCAGUAAUAUUGAUGAUGGUCCACUGGCUUUUUGCACCCCAGAGCAGAUCAGCUCAGACCUGCAGCAGGAGCUCAGCUACCAGCUGGAGCAUGACAAGGACCUACAGGCGAUGAUGCAUGAGCGUGAGCAGCUACCAGUAAAGAAGUUCGAGGAAGAGAUCAUGAAUGCAGUCCACAGAAAUCCAGUAGUGAUUAUCCGUGGGGCCACUGGUUGUGGCAAGACUACCCAAGUGCCGCAAUACAUCCUGGACUACUACAUUCAGGGAGGCAGGGCAUCAGAAUGCAACAUUGUUGUCACUCAGCCUCGGCGAAUCAGUGCUGUAUCAGUGGCUGAGCGAGUGGCAUUUGAGAGAGGUGAGGAGGUUGGGAAGAGCUGCGGCUACAGUGUGCGCUUCGAGUCCAUCCUGCCCAGGCCACAUGCCAGCGUCCUGUUCUGCACAGUCGGUGUGCUGUUAAGGAAGCUGGAAGCUGGUAUACGAGGUAUAAGCCAUGUGAUUGUGGACGAAAUACAUGAGCGAGAUCUUAAUACUGACUUCUUGAUGGUGGUGUUGAGAGAUGUGGUCCAGGCCUUCCCUGAUGUACGAAUCAUUCUUAUGUCUGCCACCAUUGACACCACCAUGUUCAGAGAAUACUUCUUCAACUCCCCCGUUAUUGAAGUCUUUGGACGCACGUACCCUGUGCAGGAAUACUUCCUGGAGGACUGCAUCCAAAUGACACAGUUUGUGCCUCCUCCAAUGGACAGGAAGAAAAAAGACAAGGAUGAGGAAGGUGGUGAGGAGGAGGUGAACUGUAAUUUGGUGUGUGACCCAGAGUAUGGUCCAGAGACCAAGCGUUCAAUGGCCCAGUUAAAUGAGAAGGAGACUCCAUUUGAACUUAUCGAAGCUCUGCUGAAGUAUAUUGAGACUUUGCAAGUGGCAGGGGCAGUGCUGGUGUUUUUGCCUGGUUGGAAUCUGAUCUACUCUAUGCAAAAACACCUGGAGAUGAGUCCACACUUCGGAAGCCAGCGUUACAGGAUCUUGCCUCUCCACUCUCAGAUCCCUAGAGAGGAACAGAGGAGGGUUUUUGAGACUGCGCCAGAGGGAGUGACAAAGGUAAUUUUGUCCACAAAUAUUGCUGAGACCAGUAUUACCAUCAACGAUGUGGUAUAUGUUAUUGACUCCUGCAAGCAAAAGGUGAAGCUCUUUACUUCCCACAACAACAUGACCAACUAUGCCACUGUAUGGGCCUCCAAGACCAACCUGGAGCAGAGGAAGGGACGAGCUGGUCGCGUUAGGCCAGGCUUCUGCUUCCAUCUCUGCAGCAGAGCACGCUUCGAAAAACUCGAGACCCACAUGACUCCUGAGAUCUUCCGCACACCACUGCAUGAAGUAGCCCUCAGUAUUAAGCUGCUCAGGCUGGGGGGUAUUGGACAGUUUCUGUCCAAAGCAAUCGAGCCUCCUCCGCUGGAUGCUGUUAUUGAAGCUGAGCACACUCUCCGAGAGCUGGAUGCCCUUGACUGUAACGAUGAGCUGACCCCACUGGGCCGUAUCUUGGCCAAACUCCCCAUCGAGCCACGCCUGGGAAAAAUGAUGAUUAUUGGCUGCAUCUUAAACGUGGGAGAUGCCGUAUGUACCAUUUCUGCAGCCUCUUGCUUCCCUGAGCCCUUCAUCAACGAGGGCAAACGUUUGGGCUUUGUUCAUAGGAACUUUGCAGGCACACGGUUCUCUGACCAUGUGGCCUUGCUUUCAGUUUUUCAGGCCUGGGAUGAAGUCAGAAUGGGUGGUGAAGAUGCGGAAAACCGAUUCUGUGAGCAUAAGCGGUUGCACAUGUCAACUCUGAGGAUGACCUGGGAGGCUAAAGUCCAGCUGAAAGAUAUCCUCAUUAAUGCAGGCUUUCCUGAAGAGUGUCUCAUGAACCAGAUUUUCAACAAUGUGGGGCCAGACAAUAACCUUGAUGUGGUAAUCACCCUCUUGACCUUUGGGUUCUACCCAAAUGUCUGUUACCAUAAGGAAAAGAGGAAGAUCUUGACUACAGAAGGCCGAAAUGCACUUAUCCACAAGUCUUCUGUUAACUGCCCCUUCAGUAGUCAUGACAUGACAUACCCAUCACCUUUCUUUGUGUUUGGGGAAAAGAUUCGGACUCGAGCCAUCUCCGCAAAAGGAAUGACUAUGGUCAGCCCUCUUCAGUUAAUUUUGUUUGCCUCAAAGAAAAUCACUUCAGAUGGGGAAACUGUUGAGCUUGAUGACUGGAUCAAACUGCGGAUCCCGCAUGAAGUAGCUGGGGGUGUGGCGGCACUGAGGGCUGCAGUGGAAGCACUUGUGGUGGAGGUGAGCAAAGAUCCAGAAUACAUUCGGAAUAUGGAUCCCACCAACGAGCGCCUCCUCAACGUCAUACGGCUCCUGUCCAGACCCUCCUCUGCAGGGCUCAACCUUAUGGCCAACAACCAACGCUUUGGAGAUGGUCCACGGCCGCCAAAGAUGUCCCGGAUGGAUGGAGACGGAGGAUUCAGGGGGCGUGGAGGGUACCAGGGUAAUAGAGGGUUCAGAGGUGGAGAUGGUGGAGGAUAUGGAGGAGGCAGGGGUGGAGGAUAUGGAGGAGGCAGGGGUGGAGGAUACAGAGGAGGUGGUGGAUAUGGUGGUGGUGGAUUCCGUGGAGGGUACAGAGGGUCAGGAGGGUACGGAGGUGGAGGAUAUAGAGGAUCUGGUGGUUACCGAGGUGGCGGUGGAUACGGGGGAGGUAGAGGCUUUAAUAGAGGUGGAUAUGGAGGCUUUUAGGGGAGACAUCUGAGUAAAUGUCCACAGAGAAGUAGUUUUUAGUUCUUUUGUUUUGGCACCUUUUUUCCUCCUUUGCAGAGUUCAGAUAUUUGCAAUACUGUUAAAUUGUUAUUUAAACGCAAAUUGUUCUGUAAUGUAGCUGUGAAAUGUUUUACACUUGACUGUUUAAAGAUUGUAAAAAUGUAAUUUGCAGAAGUUAGUCAGUAACUCAUCAACUUUUGGUUGCUUUUCAGAUGGAUUACACAAAACUUAUGGUCUUCUAAAUUCUUAGGAACAGUUUAGUGAAGUUUUUUUUUGUCAUGCAUGGAAGUAAUAUUUUGUUAUUUCACAAGCCAUGCUUACAUCCAACAUUUGAGCAGGAGUUUGUCUGUUGAUGUUUUCAUUGACUGUACUGUGUGACUAAUUGCAAAAAAUAUUAUACAAAUGUUAAAACAUUCCCUAAUUUGAUGUACAAAAUGCAAGUUCUCAUUAAACGGUUUAUUAAGUGCUGUUUGAACUCUA
This is a messenger RNA of Pygocentrus nattereri (red-bellied piranha), 4442 nucleotides long. It is a transcript of the gene dhx9, whose product is annotated as DEAH (Asp-Glu-Ala-His) box helicase 9. Gene Ontology annotation, cellular component: intracellular anatomical structure; nucleolus; ribonucleoprotein complex. Bases 147 to 3941 code for a protein of 1264 amino acids. The transcript is spliced from 28 exons. Gene Ontology annotation, molecular function: 3'-5' DNA helicase activity; 3'-5' DNA/RNA helicase activity; ATP binding. Gene Ontology annotation, biological process: positive regulation of transcription by RNA polymerase II; regulation of mRNA processing. Lineage: Eukaryota; Metazoa; Chordata; Actinopteri; Characiformes; Serrasalmidae. The record is from RefSeq and is a predicted model, not a curated record.